CUUCCGUUUUCCGCUCGGCUCCCGCCCCGCUCCGCCAUCAUUAAGUCCUGAACAAAAACGGAUGAGAGUCGAGCAAAAUGGGGAUAACACGAACUGUUGAUGAAAUCCGCCGACAGCAUUAUCGUAAUGACAGUGCACAGUGCUGAGCGGAGCGGAGCUGUCCAUUUGAAUGCACCAGCCUCCCACUGAAAGCGUCCCCGGCAGCUCCUGGCGUUGCGUUAUUUAGUUAGCGCUGGUGCUAACAGCAGCCAGAGCUAGCCGCUGAUUUUCUCUGGACGACGACGCUGCUGCUGCUAGGUUAGCUGGCAGGCGUCGGUCUAGCUAGCUGUCACUUAAACUGACUGCCACUUGACUCAUGUCAAGUCGCACACGCCUGCUAGCUGUCCAAUUGACUGGGGGCAUCAGGAUGGAGAGGGGUUUAAGUAAAAGCAUCGACAGGCAGAAUGUGGUUUAUUGGUGUUGAAUAGACACCAGCACCGAGGAAAGAGGAGUGAAGACCACUAUUUUCCAGCCAGGCCGGUUAGCUAGCUUCAGAGCUAGCUACAGUGGAUCCCAAAAGCCACGGCGCUGGCCAUGCCGUCGAGUGUGCGGGCCGGGAGCCUGAAGGACCCGGAGGUGGCUGAGCUCUUCUCGAGGGAGGAUCCCGAGAAGUUCUUCACGGACCUGAGGGAGAUCGGCCAUGGGAGCUUCGGAGCAGUGUACUUUGCCCACGACAUCCGCACAAAUGAGGUGGUGGCCAUCAAGAAGAUGUCCUAUAGUGGCAAACAGUCCAAUGAGAAAUGGCAGGAUAUCAUCAAGGAAGUGAAGUUCCUCCAGAAACUGCGCCACCCCAACACUGUGGAGUACCGUGGCUGCUACCUGAGAGAGCACACAGCCUGGCUGGUGAUGGAGUACUGCUUGGGUUCAGCUUCUGACCUUUUAGAAGUCCACAAGAAACCGCUGCAGGAAGUGGAGAUAGCUGCCAUAACCCAUGGUGCAUUGCAGGGAUUGGUGUAUCUUCACUCUCACAACAUGAUUCACAGGGAUGUGAAGGCCGGAAACAUCUUGUUGACAGAGCCAGGUCAGGUCAAACUGGGAGACUUUGGCUCAGCCUCUAUUGUCGCUCCAGCCAACUCCUUCGUGGGAACACCUUACUGGAUGGCCCCUGAGGUGAUCUUAGCCAUGGAUGAGGGUCAGUACGACGGGAAGGUGGAUGUGUGGUCACUUGGCAUCACCUGCAUAGAGCUGGCGGAAAGGAAGCCUCCUCUGUUCAACAUGAAUGCUAUGAGUGCCUUAUACCACAUCGCCCAGAAUGAGAGCCCUGUGUUGCAGUCUAAUCACUGGUCGGAUUAUUUCCGCAAUUUCGUGGACUCCUGUUUGCAGAAGAUCGCCCAGGACAGACCUACCUCUGAUGUGCUGCUCAAGCACCAUUUCCUAUGCAGAGAGCGUCCCAUGACAGUUGUGAUGGACCUGAUUGCACGGACCAAGGAUGCUGUUCGUGAGCUGGACAACCUUCAGUACCGGAAGAUGAAGAAAAUCCUCUUUCAUGAGGCGCACAAUGGUCCCGCACCUGAAGGAGGCGACGAGGAAGAGAGCCAUGACAACAUCUAUGACGAUCCCUAUCAGCCAGAGGUUGAUUCUCAGCGAGAAGCUGCAUCUGCUGGUGGUGGUGGAGGAGGAGGGGGAGGGGGCAGACGUCGACGAGGCCGAGACCAUUUUGCCACCAUCAGGACCGCCUCACUGGUCACCCGUCAGAUCCAGGAACACGAGCAGGGCUCUGCACUGAGAGAGCAGAUGUCCGGGUAUAAGCGAAUGCGGCGUCAGCACCAGAAGCAGCUGAUGGGCCUGGAGAACAAGCUGAAGGCCGAGAUGGAUGAACAUCAGCUGAGAUUGGACAAAGAGCUGGAGAAUUUGAGGAACAGCUUCUCAGUGGAAGGAGAAAAACUCACCAAGAAGCACCAGGGUAUCCUGGAGAAAGAGGGAAAGGCGGUCGUGUCGGAGGAGAAGAAGUUCCAGCAGCACAUUCUGACGCAGCAAAAGAAGGAGCUGACCGGCCUGCUGGAUUCCCAGAAACGACAGUAUCGCCAGCGCAAAGAGCAGCUCAAAGAGGAACUGAACGAGAAUCAGUCAACGCCAAAGCGGGAGAAACAGGAGUGGUUGGUGCAUCAGAAGGAGUGCCUGCAGCAGCGGCAGGCUGAGGAAGAGGCGGGUCUGUUGCGGAGGCAGAGGCAGUAUUAUGAGGUGCAGUGUCGCCAGUACAAGAGGAAGAUGCUGCUGUCACGCCACAACCUGGAGCAGGAUCUGCUCAGAGAGGAUCUGAACAAAAAGCAGACUCUGAAGGACUUGGAAUGUGCCAUGCUGCUGCGUCACCACGAAUCCACCCAGGAGCUGGAGUUCCGCCAGCUGAGUUUGGUGCAGCGUACGCGGGCCGAGCUGAUCCGCACGCAACACCAGACGGAGCUCACCAACCAGAUGGAGUAUAACAAGAGGCGUGAGCAAGAGCUGCGUCAGAAACACGCCAUGGAGGUCCGCCAACAGCCCAAGAGCCUCAAAUCCAAAGAGCUUCAGAUCAAGCGUCAGUUCCAGGACACCUGCAAGAUCCAAACCCGCCAGUACAAGGCCCUGCGCAACCACCUGCUGGAGAACACGCCCAAAUCGGACCACAAGGCCGUGCUGAAGCGGCUGAAGGAUGAGCAGACUCGUAAGCUGGCCAUCCUGGCCGAGCAGUAUGACCACUCCAUCAAUGACAUGCUGUCCACACAAGCUCUUCGACUGGAUGAGACGCAGGAAGCGGAGUACAAGGUGUUGCGGAUGCAGCUGCAGCAGGAGCUGGAGUUGCUUAACGCCUACCAGAGCAAGAUCAAGAUCCACACGGACACGCAGCACGAGAGAGAAGUCAAGGAUCUGGAGCAGAGGGUGUCCAUCCGCCGGGCCCUGCUGGAACAGAGGAUCGAGGAGGAGAUGCUGUCCCUGCAGAACGAGCGCUCAGAGCGUAUCCGCACCCUCCUGGAACGGCAGGCCAGCGAGAUCGAGGCGUUUGAUGCAGAGAGCCUACGUCUGGGUUUUAGCAACAUGGCGCUGACCGGCAUUCCCAGCGAAGCCUACCCCAAGCAAGGCUACUCCAACGCGCCGCCCUCCAGCUCCCGCUCAGCUGGCCACUGGAGUCACGGCAUCCACCCGCAGAACGUGCCCUCGCAGCAGCUCUCCCGCCGCAGCCACAACAGCAGCGGCGGCGGGGAUCGCAGGGGCGAGUCCUCCUCUUCCUCGCACGGCCUGGGCAUGGCCCUGGGGCUGGGCCGGGAGGGGAGGGAGAUGCACCACUCGUCGCGCUCUUCUGCCUCUUCUUCCUCCUCCUCUUCCUCCUCGUCUUCCUCCCACCACCAGCGACACCACCUACCCCAGCACUACCACCACCAGAGCACGCCACAGCUCUACCGCGAGCGAGAGAGGGAUCGAGAUAGGGAGCGGGAGAAGGAGCGGGAGCGGGAGUGGGCCGGAGUGCGGGGCUCCGGCGGCGACCUGGCCCACCCACACCCCCUGCCCUUCUCCCAUCACCUGCCCUCGCGCUCCUCCUCUCAGUCCCUGGCGAUGCUGCCUCCCCCGCCCCCUGCCCCUCCCUCCAUCUCUGGGCCGUCCUCCUCCUCUUCUUCUUCCUCCUCCUCACAGGGGGGGAUUUAUGUCGGAGGUGGAGGCGGCGGUGGCAGCGGGCUGGCCGUGCGCGGCGCCCCCAGCCUGAUGGCCCUGAGAAACAGCCCCCAACCUCUGAGGAGAACGGCGUCCGGCGGGGGACCAGGAGGUGCUGGGGGUAGCGACGGCGUCCUGAGCCGAAGCACCUCAGUCACUUCGCACAUCUCCAACGGCUCCCACCUCUCCUACUCUUAGACAGCAGGCGUUAAAACAGCAGAGAGCGGUGGGAGUGAUUUAGGAAGGUAGCUAUCACAGGCUGCAUCUCAAUACUCUCAGCUUGCCACCUUUCUUUCUUUCCUUCCUGGGCUGAUCUCAAUUCUAAACUCUUAACACAAAGGAUUUAGGGACUUUGCUAUUUUCUCUAAACGCACAGAAAGUCAAAGAGAUCAGAAGCAAAGAAAGGACAAACUGACAUUAUUGAGCUGCACCCUGCCUCUUUAGACUCAGGGUGGGUGGAGAGGUUUCCUUCCAUUCCCACAAGUAUCAAAGAGGAAGGGAGGGAGGAAUGUAACCACCUGUAAAAUCACUGGAUUAGGGUGACAUUAGGUAAAAAAAAAAAAAAAAGACACUUCUGUUUAAUGUUUUUAUCUUUGUAUAAAAGUGAGAUAAGGUGCGUGAAAGUGGGGACGAUUAGCAUUUUUUCCCUGUAUGUGUCCUCCUGGAACUGCACAGAGAGAGAGAGGGGAUGGCAGCCAUGUCUUCUUCUAUGAUAUUCUUUGCUGGAAUGGAGAAAGAGCGAGGACGAGGGAGGAAACGAGGGUGAUGUUUUGUUGCUUGUGUGUGUACUCGUAUGUAGUUCGUAGUAGUCCAGAUAUUAUCCAGCAAGCGCCCGUAAACUGGACGCGCCGAAUGGGCAGAAUGCAAGAAGAAAAAUAAGGUGGUGGGGGGGGGCGGGUUACUCUAAUAUCCAGACUUCUGGAGUUUGGAAAAAACAUUUUUUUAUUGCUUUAAACGUUAAAUUUUUUUUUGUUAAUUUCUCUCUUUUUUUGUAUUGUGUAUUUAAAAGAAAAAACACACACGUAAAAAAAGUUGCUCAGAACGUCACCAAUGCCUUUAAGGGGUUCUUAAAGGGAUGUCGUGCCAUCUGAAUUAUUUUUUUUUUAAUUUGACGGCUGCGAGGUGAUUCAAAGCCGAAUACAAAUAACACGGAAUGUUUGUAAAGUUAAGAGACUCUUCUUAAAAAAAACAAAAAGAGAUGAAAGAAAAAGGAAAAAAUGGGAUGAGGAAAAAUCUUUAUGUGGAAAUGUACAAAUACAUAUGGAGAGAGGGGGGAAAACACAUAGCUUUCUGGCAUCCAUGACGUAUUGAGUAUCUAAACAACAUAGGUGUCUAUGGGAGUCACUCCAAUUGCAUGAGAUAGAUGUGCAAAAAAGAAAAAAGAAAAAAAAAACAUUUGUAAAAACAUGACGAAACACAUUUGAAAUGUAUCGUACCUGUCCCGAGUUUCACUGGCAUUUAAAAUCACUCGUCCCACAUUUGGUUUGUUUUUGGAUCUUUACUGUACAUAUUUAUGGGAAUAUUAAAGAAAAAAGCAACAAAAAAACAAUCAUUUGGUUUUAUAGAGUAACAAAGAUAAUGAUAGUAAUUUUGAUAUAUUCAAAAACGACUAUUGAAUUCAAGAUUUAGAGUGACAGCUCCAAUUGCAUUUUCUAUAGGUGUCAAUAUUACCAUAACUAAUCCUGAUGUAAGUGUUGUUGUAAUCAUGUUCACGGUUAUUUUUUUAUUUUUAUUUUUUUCUUGCGAUAAGCAAAAAGGGCCCACUUUUGGCUGUGUAACAAAGAAACAAAAAAAACACAAAAAAAAGGUGAUAAAAACUGUUGUCAGGUGUGGUGUGUUCAAGGUCUUAAUGAUUAUUAAUAAGAGAUUAUUGAUAAUUGUUAAUGAUUUAUUUUGUAUGUGUGUCAAGCGGUAAAGUCUAGUUAUAUUACCACUUCUUUCUUUUUUUUCCCAUUUUUAGACUGAAUUUCAAAGAGACACUCUUACAACAACACCCUGCUAUUCACGUGAACACAGACCUCUUCUGGACUCUCAUAGAGAAAAAAAAAAUUGGCCACUGGAAUGUAAACGCUGGUUUUCCUUUUUAUUUGUUUUCAGGGUUAAGUUGAGAAUCUGACUGCUGAAGUGUGCAGCAUGCAAUCAGUAUGUUUUAAAAAAAAAAAAAAAAAGAAAGUUUUUAAAGUGUGCGGAGGAGUAAGUGGAAGUGAAAGGACGGGCCUCGACCGAGCUGCUGUGGAGGUGCGCCCUCUGGUGCCGGCACAGCAGCAGUGACAGCAGCAGCCCGUCCACACAGAUCAAUAAGACCCAUCAGUGUUUGGUGUGACGCCCACAGAGGGUCUCGUGGGCUGACAUUUACUUGAAGAAGAUCAGAAAUAACUUUUUUGUUUCUGUUUUUUUUAAUUAUUGUUACUUUAUUUAAAAAAAAAAUGGAAAAAAGGAUAAUCACCCUGCUGUUUGUAUGACUCAGAAACACCAGCUCAAGACAAUUCCCUGUAUAACCUACUACUUUAUGCUUGGUUGGAAUCUCAGUGCAUGCAUAAACUCCUUAUAUAAACUAAGACUGGUGGAUUGGAGACGGCCGUUGUGUGUGGGGACAUCAGUGUGACUGUGUUUUUAGACCGGCUGUCAGGGGUUUCGGUGAGAGGCAGGGGAGUCUCGGUUCCUGUGGCGAGCCCUGGAUGAAGGAGGAUGAGGAUUGAACACAUGCUCGGCGGUGCUUUGCAGAGAUUUUGGGGGGAGGGUGUUGAAAUUCUUAUUAAAUAUUCAAGUCAAGCAAUUCCAAGCUUGAGGAAGGAGAGGAAUAAGGGUCUUAACACAUGUACUGGAAAAGAAAUGGGGUGCUUUAAAAAAGUAAUUAAAAAAAAGAUAAUAAAUUGAUAUUAACACAUUAA
Messenger RNA from Neolamprologus brichardi, 6554 nucleotides. The record is from RefSeq and is a predicted model, not a curated record. Lineage: Eukaryota; Metazoa; Chordata; Actinopteri; Cichliformes; Cichlidae.